Molecule: messenger RNA, 3327 nt
Organism: Paraphaeosphaeria sporulosa
Lineage: Eukaryota; Fungi; Ascomycota; Dothideomycetes; Pleosporales; Didymosphaeriaceae
Exons: 4
Coding region: 197-3262 (1021 amino acids)
Biological process (GO): iron-sulfur cluster assembly
Cellular component (GO): cytosolic [4Fe-4S] assembly targeting complex
Source: RefSeq, a predicted model, not a curated record
UUCAAUUAAUCCUCAAUCUGAUUCACGCGCCCUACUUCCCCCGCGUGCCCUGAACUUUUUUUGCGAUGCCCCACCUUGCGACAUCGGCCAAUCGCCGGCUGGGUAGCGUCAUUGCUGUAAUCGGGAAGCUCGCGUAUCGCAUGGCCCCGCGUUGAGCAGCACCGCACUCAUUGCCUCGUUCAAUUAUCGUGUGAGCAUGUCAGACAUCCAGCAGUUCUUGCUGGAGUAUGACCGCAACAAGCGCGAGGCGAGCCAGGUCGCUCAGAAGAGCGCGACGCGAUUGACCGAUGGCGACUUGAAGCUGUUGAAGCUGAUUGAGGAGCUCGGCGAGUACUUCAACAGCGAGGAUGGCGCGAUUCGGGCCAAGUCCAUGGCCUACCUCGCCGAAGUGCUUGGUUUCGUCCCGCCUAAAGUGCUGUCGUUACAGCAGCGGAACCUACUAUGCGACUUUGUCCUCUCCCGCACCGAAGACGGCGACGGCAUAGGCUCAUGCGCAAAGGCCCUGUUGGCGCUUGAGGAGCGGGGGAAAUGGGAUAGCGAACGGGCGCAGACAAUCAUGGAAACCCUUCUUGCGAACACCAGCCCGCUCCGCCAGUACAAGCAGCAAAGCGAACGAUACCCUGCGCUACUCUUGAUACACGCACUACUGGCAAGAUACAGAGACGCUCUGCGCACCCUGCACGAUUCACAACCCGAUUUCUUGUCGCGCUUCAUUGCCUACUUCGAUGGCGAGAAGGACCCCCGGAAUCUCAUGCUUGUGUUUUCCAUACUGCGCGUACCCAUGACGGAGUGGAACAUCGGCGCGGAUGCGCAGGACCUCUUCGAUGCCGUCUUCAACUACUUCCCUAUCACGUUCAGACCCCCGCCUGACGAUCCAUACGGUAUCACAGCUCAAGACUUGAAAGAUAGACUACGGGAGUGCAUCUCGUCAACCGCGGAUUUUGCGCCCUAUGCGUUUCCGGCCCUGUUGGAUAAAUUGGACUCGACAUCAAUCAACACGAAGCGAGAUGUCCUCCAAACCAUCACUUCCUCUGUCCAGGAAUACGGCCCGCGAACGAUCUCGCUGUACUCGAUUACGCUAUGGGACGCGCUGAAAUUUGAAAUUCUGAACGUACAAGAAGAAGAUCUGGCCGAGGAAGCAUUGAACGGCCUCGCUGCGAUAGCUCAAACGCUGUCCCAUGGCACAAGCGGGCCACUGAACGCAUAUCUUCGUCCUAUCAUCAAAGAAUGCAAUGAGCAUUUGGAGGACGCCCCCACAAAACAAUCCCAGGCCGCAGCUAGAAUCGUGUCCAAGAUUGCCAACGUCUCGCCAGACGUCACCAACCUGCUCCUGGCUGGCAUUCUACCGACGAUGUUCACUCUAUUCCAGUCCGCCGAUAAUAUGGCGAAGCGGAGGGGCUUGCUGGAAGUGUUUGUGCAGCUGAUCAAAGCUAACAUUGACGUGUAUGGCGACUGGCGGGCGACGGGAUCCGCAGGUGCAUCCGCGCCUAAGGGCGCUUUGGCGCAGUUCCGCGAUCAAGCACUGGAAGUCCUACUACACGGCCUGGAGACCUCGCCUGUCAACAACGUAUCGUAUCGAUUAGUGUGCGCAGAUGGCUUGCUCCAAUUAUCGAAAGUCCGAGAGCUUCUGAGCGAGGACGACAUUGGAAAGAUCAUACAACUACUUCACGCCAUUGUCAUACACGAGGAGUCGUUCGGAAAAGAUGAAAUCAAGGAGAGCGCCAUCAACAGCCUUGUGGAGAUUGCUCAUCAGAAACCCCAGGUCGUUAUCGACAAGGCAUUUCCGGCUUUCAUGGCGCAGCUUCCCGACACAGACGAAGGUUCCAGGGGUCAUGUAGCUGUUUUGGAAGCAUUCGCCAAACUGGCCAACGAAGAAGAAGUCUUCGAUACCGUCAUUCUUCGGCUCAAGAACAAAUUUUCAGCCGCAGUUGCGCACAACGCUUCAUCUGGUUACAUCGUGGCUCUCCUGUCUGCAAUUCUCUAUGCGCUCACGAAAGGAUCGAACAAGCUCGAACAGGACUCCAAUACAUUGACCUACUACCAGGACAUUGUACUACCGCUUUUGAGGCGAACUUCAAGUGCAGACGCAUCGCAUCCCGAAGCUUUCAACAACGAAACCACCCUAGACCUUGUUGGCAGAAUCUGCAACAUCGUUGUCCGAUCGCAGCCCUCAGAACAGCAGGAAGCAAUCGCAUCAGAGCUAUACACUCUGUUCAGUGGCACUCCACAGGCCGAACUCCCACCUUUCAACACCAGCGCCCCUCCUGAGGCCCACAAGACUAUGAUUGUAUCGACGCACCUUCUUGCUUCCUUUCGCAAAGAAACCCGAUUGCCCUGCGAGAUCGAGUUUCUGGUCUCUUCACUGGUGAACUACACACAACAUCCCGACCUAUCGAUCCCAGUGCGUUCGGCUUCCCUGCGCCAACUCUCUCUCGUCAUCAACAAGUUCUAUACAGCUACGGCCCUGAAGACAUGCAUGGACCCGCUCAUUGAAGCUCCUUUCGAGAUUUUCCACCCAGAGAAGCUCGAUCCGCCCAGGAUACGCGUCAUCUUCGCAUGUCUCAAGGGAAUCCUCUUGCGCAGCAGUCCCAUCCUGGCUAAACUAUACCCGCAGCUUCUGGACUUCUUGUCGCACCCUAAAUACGGCGCUGCCAUAGCGCACGGAUUCAGCACGCUUCUCCAGCCAGACGACCUCAUUACCAAGCAGAACCACUGCCAGAUAUCUGGGCUGCAUAAACAGAAGUCCUUCGCGCUGCUGGUGCCGAACAUCACGCAAGCGUUCCGUGAUGCGUCUGCGGAGAUGAAACCCAAUUACCUCAUUGCGCUGAGUGGCAUACUGAGGUGGCUGCCUUUCGAUAUCGUCAUUGAGGAGGUCCCAAGCCUUAUCCUCCUGCUUCUCCAGUCGCUCGAUCUCAAGGGCGAGGACUUUGUCAAGGAAGCUGCGAUCGGCACGCUGGCGUCCACGCUUGCGGAGAAGCCAGAGGUCGUGCAGGAACACGCCGGGAGUCUGAUUUCGCGGCUGCUAGCGAAUUCUGUGCUGGACAAGGAGGCGCCGACGCCGGCGAGAGUGCGCGCUGCCGCUUGCCGGUGCCUGAUGCUGGUGCCGGAUAAGUUGAAGCUGGAAAUCGUUUUACCUUACCGGAGACAGGUUUGCAGGAAGUUGAUUGCUGCGUUGGACGAUGCGAAGAGAGAGGUUAGAAGCGCGGCUGUGAAGUGCCGGGCGAGGUGGCUGGAGGUGGAUGAGGCAGGGGAUGACGACUGAGUGAUGGACGUUAUAAUCUGAAGAGGAGUAAUGGAGUGGUAGAGAAUCGAAUCGUAAAUAUGGUC